Messenger RNA from Cicer arietinum (chickpea), 973 nucleotides. RefSeq lists its product as uncharacterized. The record is from RefSeq and is a predicted model, not a curated record. Gene Ontology annotation, molecular function: protein binding. Lineage: Eukaryota; Viridiplantae; Streptophyta; Magnoliopsida; Fabales; Fabaceae.
CAACUCUGUUAUACGGCGCACUGUCUUUUCUCCGAUAGCGCUCUCUCUCUCUCUAUAUAUAUAUCUCUUUCUCUCUCUAAGCUGCAAAACCCUUUCUUAAUUCCCCAUUCAAAUCAAUCCGUGUUCACACACACCUCUCAAAACCAUCAAAAGGGUAUCGUAAUACGAGUUUUGAAGAAAAAGACACGUGGUGAAAUUGAAAUUGGAAGUUAUAUAUAUGGAGAGCAGUAUAGCGAAAGAUGAAAACGGGCGUGUUCCUCUUUCAGGGAUGGUGGCUGAUUGUGUGAAGCGUUGGUUUAAGGAUGCUUUAAGAGAGGCUAAAGCUGGUGAUGUUAAUAUGCAGGUUUUGGUUGGUCAGAUGUAUUAUAAUGGUUAUGGUGUUCCCAAAGAUGCUCAAAAGGGAAGGAUUUGGCUGACAAAAGCAUCAAGGGUUAGGUCUUCAGUUUGGAAAGUUGGAGAUAAGCGUCCUGGUUAUAAUGCAAGUGAUUCUGAUUCUGAAGAAUUGACAGAGGAUUCUUAAGCAGAUUAAAUUUGGUGUCAUUCCUAAAUUCUGAAAAGUAUAUGCAUCGCCCACGACACCAUGCUUCUUCAUAUCCACCAUAUGAAUGUUGUACCAGUUAUACAUUUAUUUUGUGAUCAAUGUAGGAUUUGCUACACCAUUUUUUAUCAAUCAAGGGAAAAUGAAAGUAAUCUUUUGUUUUUUUUUUUGAGCAAAUUGUUGGUUGGUAAUUGAGGUUUCUUUCUCCCUUUCCUUGACUUGGCACCAUAUCAUGCAAAUAGAAUAGAGCAUAGGUUUGUAUUUGUUUUUAAACGGUGUACAAGACAUCAUUCUGAAGGCUGAAAUCUCUGCAGUUUGGAGCAAAAUUCAGGCUUCCAAAUUAUGCAAACCAUUUAUUUUUUAUAGACUAAUUUGUGAGGCUCAUGUCAUGCUCCAUUAUGUCAUGUUUUAGUUAAUCUCUUACAUUAAGGUUCA